This is a messenger RNA of Fragaria vesca subsp. vesca, 2292 nucleotides long. Its product is annotated as receptor-like protein kinase BRI1-like 3-like. Lineage: Eukaryota; Viridiplantae; Streptophyta; Magnoliopsida; Rosales; Rosaceae. The record is from RefSeq and is a predicted model, not a curated record. The coding region runs from base 1 to 2292 and encodes 763 amino acids. Gene Ontology annotation, molecular function: protein binding. The transcript has a single exon.
AUGUUGUCCACCAUAGAUAUUCGAGAAUGCCAUUUCAUGGGACCGAUCCCCAAGUCAAUGACAAACCUUACACGAUUGGUUUCUUUGUGGAUGGCUCACAACAACUUGAAAGGUCCAGUUCCGUCAUUCAAUGGGGCUAAGAAUUUGGUGGACAUAGACCUUUCCAACAAUGGUCUAACAGGUACUGUUACUUCCACCAACUGGAGAAACCUUACCAAGCUAUCAUCUCUUUGUCUGAGAUUCAAUAAGCUCGAUGGGAAUAUCCCAUCAUCUCUGUUUUCUUCUACCUGGUUGCAGUUUUUAGAUCUAUCCCACAAUCAAUUCUCUGGUGAAUUCCCUGAAAUUUCUAACGUGUCUUCUUACUUGCUGAAUGGUCUUUAUCUUCGAGUUGAUUUGAGUCACAACUAUCUAAAAGGGCUGAUACCUACGUCAAUCUCUAGUUUGCAAACUCUUGACAGUCUUGAGCUGUGUUUGAGCAGCAACAAUCUUGAAGGGCAGAUACCUAUGUCUAUCUUUAGCUUGAAAGGUCUUGUCACUCUAGAUCUUUCUUCAAAUAAUUUAAGUGGCUCGUUUCCUCUUAAUCUUCUACACCGGUUGAGAUAUCUUUCGGUAUUUGAUAUUUCGCACAAUGACUUGAUUCUUAGCCAUGAUUAUACCAAUUUCUCAGAUCCCUCAUUUUCCGAACUAUAUCAAGUGAAUUUAGUGUCAUUAAAGUUGAGAGCCAUUCCUAAUUUCUUGAAAAAUCAAUCUAACAUGGUGAAGUUGGACCUUUCAGAUAACAAGAUAAGUGGCAAGAUACCAAACUGGAUUUGGAGUUUGAGUAUUCUUGUCUACCUAAAUCUUUCUUGCAACUCCCUAGAUUCUCUAGAACUUCCAUCAAUUAAUCUUACUCAUGUAAAUUACCUGGACCUUCAUUCCAACCAGUUUCAUGGGCAAAUCCCAACCUUGCAACUACUUCCCAAUGUCAUUCAACUAGAUUUGUCGAGGAAUUAUUUCAGCUCUAUCAUUCCGAGUACCAUUAGACAUGUGCUUCGUUACACUAUAUUCCUCUCGCUUUCGAGCAAUAACAUCAAUGGGACCAUUCCAGAAUCAUUAUGCAAUUUUAAAUUUCUUCAGGUGCUUGAUAUAUCCAAUAAUUUUUUGAGUGGCAUGAUUCCACAGUGCUUAACUAACAUGAGCGGGCUUGCAGCACUCAAUUUAAGGAGGAAUAAUCUUACAAGUGUUGGUGAGUUCUCUCAUAAUUGCAGUCUGAAAACACUAGACAUUAGUGGAAAUCAGAUUCAAGGCCGGUUUCUAAAAUCUCUUGUCAACUGCAACCAGUUGGAGGUUUUAAACCUUGGAAGCAAUCUGAUUGCAGAACCAUUUCCAUGCUUUUUGAGGAACACAUACACAUUGCGUGUCAUUGUCUUGCGAUCCAAUAAAUUUUAUGGGCGCAUUGGAUGUCACAAGACUAAUGACACUUAUUGGCCUGUGCUUCAGAUCAUAGACCUGGCUCAAAACAAUUUUAGUGGUGAAAUACCUGGAACAGCUUUGACAACAUGGCAAGCGAUGAGGACUAGCAAAGACAAUGCCCCAGCGAAGAUCAGAAACCUUCGAUAUGGGAGAGUUGGUUAUCAAGUAGACACAAUCGUGGUUACCAACAAAGGUCUAGAAAUGGAGCUGUUGAUUGUUUUAACUAUCUUCACCUCCAUUGACUUCUCAUCAAACAAGUUCAUUGGAUCGAUACCCAAGGAAAUUGGAGAACUCAAAUUAUUGUAUUCCCUCAACUUGUCGAACAAUGCCUUCACAGGUUCAGUUCCAUCAUCAUUAAGCAACUUGAGUCAGCUAGAGGCCUUGGACCUCUCGAAAAACAAACUGAGAGGUCAAAUCCCACCGGAGCUUACAAAACUCACUUUUUUGGCAUUCUUGAAUCUUUCAUAUAACGAAUUGGUCGGGAGGAUACCCAGCGGGGCUCAAUUUUCAACAUUUGAUGCAACUUCUUUUGAAGGAAAUAAAGGAUUAUGGGGGCCUCCUCUAACAGCAGAUAAAAGAACAGUAUUCUCGCCGAAGCCUGCUGAAGGAAACCAUUCAAAUCCUGGACAUGAGAUUGAUUGGGAUAUUAUCUGUCCUGAAAUUGGGUUUACAUGUGGGUUUGGGAUUGCCAUCGGGUCACUUUUGUUUUGCAAGAGAUGGAGGAAAUGGUAUUACAGAGCUAUGUAUAACAUGCUUCUCAAGAUAUUCCCUCAGCUGGAACAAAUAUUGGGUCAUCACAGGAGACAUGUUUACGUACAUCAAAGAUACUGGAGACGUUGA